This is a messenger RNA of Bombus terrestris (buff-tailed bumblebee), 1913 nucleotides long. Its product is annotated as katanin p60 ATPase-containing subunit A-like 2. Lineage: Eukaryota; Metazoa; Arthropoda; Insecta; Hymenoptera; Apidae. The coding region runs from base 618 to 1850 and encodes 410 amino acids. Gene Ontology annotation, molecular function: ATP hydrolysis activity; ATP binding. The record is from RefSeq and is a predicted model, not a curated record. The transcript is spliced from 8 exons.
ACAACGGUAAACGAGCGCCGUCAGUGUCCACUAGUGUGCAUGCCUGAUUAAACAAGGACAGAAAAUGCUUAUAUACAGCCUUCUCUUUCUAUUUCCAUGUCGCAUCCAUCUUACUAUACAGUAGACAGGAUUCGACUAUUCCAUCAUUAUAUUUGCACCCUGCUUAUGUGUGCGAACAAAUCGUUCGUCUCCUGUUUGAUGCUCAGUUUUCAACGGAGUUGAAGGGAAACUUUAUAAGAGAAAGGAAGUUACGGAUUGUCUCAAAGUGAUAAACGAAAAUUCUCGUAACUAUCGAAAAACGAUAGUCAAUACAAGGAUAUCAUUAUCACAUUUAAAACUAUCACAAUGAACGGUGAUUCGUCGCAGCAAGGUACCACAAAUAAGAUAUCUCAAUCUAAAGAGGAGGAGAGUCAUACUUCGGAACGUAAUCGGGACAUAUUGUACCUUAAUGUGAUUAUUAUUGUGAUUAUUGUGAUUAGUGUGAUUAUUUGGUACACAAUGGAUAUGUUGGCAUUAGCGAUGUAUUAAUCCGGGAAGCUCGUCUAUCUCGGAAAUAUCGAGUCUGCGACAACGUCAAUUUGGAAAUUAUUCUUAGAGAAUAUGAAAAUUAUUACAAGAUGAAAUUCCAAAAAUAUCCUAUAUUGUGUAAGAAAAUAACUGAAAAGGAAAUAAAGACGAGGGAAAUGACAAAUGCGAACAAAGUCAAACAAACGAGAAGUGAGUCUGUAUCUGGGUCUGUCGAAGGGAGGAAUGCACAACAGAAGAUGAGGGGUGAUGCUACCGAUGAUAUUAAUCUUGCAAUGACAGUGACAACAAUUUCUGCCAAUGAAAACGAUGGAUCUUCAUCAGAAGAGCUUCAUCAAAGAGCUUCAUUUAACGUCUCAAUGGAACAAUCCAGGCAAUCAAAGAUAUCAAAAUGUGCUCGGGACCUUUAUAUAGACAAUCCAGAAUUGCAGAAGAUUGCUCAAGACAUUUUAUCUGAAAUCAUACUGAAAGAAUUAAAUGUAUAUUGGGACAACAUUGCAGGCCUAGAGGAAUGUAAAUCUGCCAUUAAGGAUGCCAUUGUGUAUCCCCUUAAAUACCCUAUCUUUUUUAAAGGCCCAUUUGCUCCCUGUAAAAGUAUUCUGCUAUAUGGACCACCUGGUACAGGAAAGACGAUGUUGGCGAAGGCAGUCGCAACAGAAUGCCAAUGCACCUUUUUUAACGUAACGACCAGCUCAUUGGUGGACAAAUGGAGAGAUGAUUCCAAGAAGUAUAUCCGUGUUUUAUUUGAACUUGCCUAUAAUAAUUCGCCUACAAUUAUUUUUAUCGACGAGAUUGACUGCAUAGGAACAAAUAAAGGAGUAAAGUAUACAUUGUCUGAAUCUGCAAAGACAUUCAGAUCAGAACUUCUUUUUAGAUUGGAUAGAUUAGUAAUUAACAAAAAUUCUGAUGUAGUUCUUUUGGCCGCAACUAAUUGCCCUUGGGAUAUUGAUGCAACUUUACGCAGACGCCUUGAAAAGAAUAUAUACGUAUCAUUACCAAACGAAGUUACUCGAUUUUAUAUGUUCAAAUUAUACCUUAGCAACCGAUUAUUAGAGAAUAUGGAUAUUGUGAGUCACAUAAUAAAAUCUACUGAAAAAUAUUCUUGUGCUGAUAUAAAAUUGCUUUGUACGCAAGCAUGGCUGCUAGAAAUGAAUCCAAUGUUUAAAAGACUUGAAAAAGGAGAAACAUCUACUACGACUUUGAAAUAUGAAUUAAAGAAUUAUAAAAUAAUAGCAAAAUUGUUAAAAAAAAUGUCACCUACAGUUACGAAUGUGGAUAGAUAUGAAGCGUGGAAAAAAUAUGUAUGCCAAAACAAGAUAUUUUAAAAAAUAUAAAAAUAUAAAAGUAUAAAAAUAUAAAUAUAUAAAAGUAUAAAAAUAUAAAAAUAU